GUGCCGCCGAGCAGGUUAGUGUGCUCGUGUUAUGUGUCAGCCCAGGCGGUAUUGACAAUAGGCUGAGAGGAAGCAGCAUCCAGGACCUAAUGGUGGAAUGUCACAUCGCCACACGCCGUCGUCUCUAGCGUGUUGUUGUUGAUGGGACUUUGAGGGACGCGGGAGCUGACUUUGGCUGCCGGAGGCCGACAUUGAGCCGCUGUUUCCGCCGCUGCUCGCACCGAGCUGGAGGUAGCCCCCCCCCGCACUUAGCUUCCCCAAACAUAGGAUAACUCCUAACCGCCGUCUGCGUUGCGACCAGCAGAGGAUCAAGGUAAAGUACCUCCAUUGGAGCGGGACUGUGGGACGGUGCGUGUCCAGCCCAUCGCCCGGUCAGUCUGUCGGCUCUCGCUAGCAGCGUUAGCACUGCCUGUGUAUUUUCGCCUGGGAUGAUGGGUGAUCGCCCGAACCCGCCCAGCAGGGCUAUGUCCUCGGCAGCCACCACACCUCCAUCUGUGGACAAAGUGGACGGAUUUUCCCGGAAGUCUGUCAGGAAGGCCAAGCAGAAGCGGUCACAGAGUUCGUCCCAGUUCCGCUCUCAGGGCAAACCCAUCGAGCUCACACCUUUGCCGCUGCUAAAGGACGUACCGGCCCCGGAGCAGCCUGAGCUGUUCCUCAAGAAGCUGCAGCAGUGCUGUACGGUCUUUGACUUCAUGGACACGCUGUCAGACCUCAAGAUGAAGGAGUACAAGCGGUCCACACUCAACGAGCUGGUGGACUACGUGACCGUCAGCCGGGGCUACCUGACAGAGCAGGCCUACCCUGAAGUCGUCAAAAUGGUGUCUCACAACAUAUUCCGGACCCUUCCGCCCAGCGACAGUAACGAGUUUGACCCGGAGGAGGACGAGCCCACGCUCGAGGCCUCCUGGCCUCACUUACAGUUGGUAUACGAGUUCUUCAUCCGCUUCUUGGAAAGUCAGGAGUUCCAGCCCAGCAUUGCCAAAAAGUACAUUGACCAGAAGUUUGUCCUCCAGCUCCUGGAGCUGUUCGACAGUGAGGAUCCUCGGGAGAGAGACUACCUGAAAACCGUCUUGCAUAGAAUCUACGGCAAAUUCCUGGGUCUGAGGGCUUUUAUACGAAAACAGAUCAAUAAUAUUUUUCUACGUUUUGUUUAUGAGACGGAGCACUUCAACGGGGUGGCUGAGUUGCUGGAGAUCCUGGGCAGUAUAAUCAACGGCUUCGCUUUGCCGCUGAAGGCGGAGCACAAACAGUUUCUGGUCAAAGUGUUGAUCCCGCUCCACACGGUCCGCAGCCUGUCGCUCUUCCACGCACAGUUGGCGUAUUGCAUUGUACAGUUCCUAGAGAAAGAUCCGACAUUAACAGAACCAGUCAUUAGAGGCUUGCUGAAGUUCUGGCCUAAAACCUGCAGUCAAAAAGAAGUGAUGUUUCUAGGCGAGCUGGAGGAGAUCCUGGACGUCAUAGAACCUACACAGUUUGUCAAGAUCCAGGAGCCGCUCUUCAAACAGAUCUCCAGAUGCGUCUCCAGCCCACACUUCCAGGUGGCCGAGCGAGCGCUGUACUACUGGAACAACGAGUACAUCAUGAGUCUGAUCGAGGAGAACUCCAGCGUCAUCCUGCCCAUCAUGUUCGCCAACCUCUAUCGCAUCUCCAAAGAACACUGGAACCCGGCCAUUGUGGCGCUGGUCUACAACGUCCUGAAGGCGUUCAUGGAGAUGAACAGUACUUUAUUCGAUGAACUCACAACCACUUACAAGUCAGACCGCCAGCGCGAGAAGAAGAAGGAGAAGGAGCGCGAGGAGCUGUGGAAGAAGCUGGAGGACUUGGAGCUGAAGCGAGGCCUUAGGAGCGACGGCAUCAUCCCGACUUAACGAAGACGGCGCCGAACAACCCCCCCCAUGCCCCGCCCCCUCUCCUCUCACCCCCUCCCCCCUACAGCCCCUCCCCCUUCACAUCAGCCAUGUCUGCCCAGAGCUCCAAAAAGAGGUUCCCUGCUGAAGUCCAUCCUGUGUGGAUCCAUACGGAGCACCCGCUGGUCUGGUCUUUGUUUUUCUUUCUUUUCUUUCUCCUCCUGUGUUUGUGCCACUUACUUUACAGUAGAUCCAUCACGUCUCUUCUCACUCUUUCAACACUGUAAAUAAGUUUUUUGGUUCCUUUUUUUUUUUUUUUUUUUUCCCC
Molecule: messenger RNA, 2175 nt
Organism: Entelurus aequoreus (snake pipefish)
Lineage: Eukaryota; Metazoa; Chordata; Actinopteri; Syngnathiformes; Syngnathidae
Product: serine/threonine-protein phosphatase 2A 56 kDa regulatory subunit epsilon isoform
Exons: 14
Coding region: 429-1868 (479 amino acids)
Biological process (GO): signal transduction; protein dephosphorylation
Cellular component (GO): protein phosphatase type 2A complex; cytosol; nucleus
Molecular function (GO): protein phosphatase activator activity
Source: RefSeq, a predicted model, not a curated record